CGCCUCCGGCUUCAGGUUCCAGUUUCCCCGAGGCUCUAGAAUUCAGAUCCCUCUCGCCACAUCCGUUCCCUCCCCCUCCUCUCCACGCGCGCGCCGCCGGCUCUCCAUCUCCAGCGCGCCGGCGCCCGCCCAGAUCCAGGAGAUAUGCCUCGCUAUGAUGACCGCUAUGGAGGCACGCGCUUGUAUGUUGGCAGAUUGGCCCCCCGUACUCGUUCCCGCGAUUUAGAAUAUCUGUUCGGCAGAUAUGGGAGAAUACGAGAAGUGGAGUUGAAGCGCGACUAUGCAUUUAUUGAGUUCAGUGAUCAUCGUGAUGCUGAUGAGGCUCGAUACCAACUAGAUGGCAGGGAUGUUGAUGGGAGUCGCAUUGUUGUUGAGUUUGCUAAAGGGGUCCCACGUGGUCCAGGUGGCUCACGUGAAUAUAUGGGAAGAGGCCCUCCACCAGGUACCGGUCGUUGUUUCAACUGUGGAAUUGAUGGUCACUGGGCAAGAGACUGUAAGGCUGGUGACUGGAAAAACAAAUGCUACCGUUGUGGAGAAAGAGGGCAUAUAGAAAGAAAUUGCCAGAACAGUCCUAGGAGUGUCAGGCGUGAAAGAAGUUACUCACGGUCCCCAUCUCCACGUCGUGGAAGGGGUCGCAGUCCAAGCUAUAGUAGAAGCAGGAGCAGGAGCCGGAGUCGGAGCUAUAGCCGAUCGAGAUCCCUAUCUGGAUCUCCUAGGGGAGGUCGCCGUGACCGUGACGAUAGGAGAUCAAGGAGUCUUAGCUACAGCAGGAGCCCCAUGCGAUCUGCCUCGCCACCUCCAAAGGAAAAGGAGCGCAGCCCCACACCUGAUGGAAGCAGGAGCCCAAGGAGUCGCAGCCCCCAGGAUCAGGUGAUGAGCCCACCACCAAAGGAUAACGGCGAAGGCAAUGGUUCAGACCGUGGCGAGAGCCCCAGAGGAAGGGAAACUAGCAGGAGCAGGAGCCGCAGCAGGAGCCCAUCCGGUGAUAACCGCAGCCCUGCAGCUAAUGGGCGGAGCCCGAGUCCUAGAGGUGACCGUAGCCCAAGCCCCAGGGCUGACCGUAGCCCAAGCCCCAAGGCUGACCGUAGCCCAAGCCCCAAGGGCAAUGGUAACAAUGACGAUGAUGAUGCUGCCCGUGGUGCUUCCCCAGCAGGAAGCAAGUCACCCUGAAAGAUGCCCAUCCCAGUUUGUGCUGCUUCAUGAUGCAAUGGACAGACUUUAUCGUCAUUGCUGUUUUUAUUAUCACAUACCAAAGACAUGCAUCUUUCUCCUAUCUGAAACGUGGACUUAUUUUGUUUGCUUUGAGCUAGGACUCGUAUUUUUCUCUUAUGGAUAUGAUAUGAUGCCUUCGGGCUGGUUUGCAUCUGAAUAAGUGGAUGUUCGCAUGUUGUGUACCAUGUUGAUAUUAUUGCCUGAUGAGUGCAGCAAUGGUUUCGUCA
Molecule: messenger RNA, 1439 nt
Organism: Sorghum bicolor (sorghum)
Lineage: Eukaryota; Viridiplantae; Streptophyta; Magnoliopsida; Poales; Poaceae
Product: serine/arginine-rich splicing factor RS2Z32
Exons: 7
Coding region: 145-1170 (341 amino acids)
Biological process (GO): mRNA splicing, via spliceosome
Cellular component (GO): nuclear speck
Molecular function (GO): zinc ion binding; mRNA binding
Source: RefSeq, a predicted model, not a curated record